UUCGGAGGCGUUCCCGCCUCCCAUUGGCUGCCGCCGCCGUGAUGGGGCGGGGCUCCACUGCCCGGAAAAAAUGUAACUGCGUAAAAAAGUCCUCGCCUGGGUGACGGAUGCUCAAAAGUUCAGAAGUUUUCCCAAUGCUUCCUUAAGCGGGCGGCGCGCGAGAGACUGAAAAAAAGGUGACGCGGCCCGGGCAGGCAGCCGGCGCGCUGCCCCCCGCCCUGGUUAUCUGGCCGCCUUCGCCGGCGGCUGGGGCAGAGCCUCCUGGAAGCGCAGGCGGCGCGGCGAGCCGGACGUCUGCUUGUUUUCUAGUUCGGGCUCCUUUUUCCCGUUCCCGCCUGGAAGCUGCCGCGCGCGUUCUAGGCCGUCGGCCGCGUCCGCGUCCGGCCCUCUCCGCCGCCCCAAGCCUCCUCGGCGGCCGGAGGCGCCCCGGAGCCGGGCGAGCGCAGGGGAGGCGGCGGCCCGGCACCAGCCCGCAGGCCCGGACUCGGACUGGGCGGCCGGCCCAGCGAGGGCGGGGGGCGGCGGCGGCUGCGGCGGCGGCGGCGAGCGGGGCCAUGCAGGCGCGCUACUCCGUUUCCAGCCCCAACUCCCUGGGAGUGGUGCCCUACCUCGGCGGCGAGCAGAGCUACUACCGCGCGGCGGCGGCGGCCGGGGGCGGCUACACCGCCAUGCCGGCCCCCAUGAGCGUGUACUCGCACCCGGCGCACGCCGAGCAGUACCCGGGCGGCAUGGCCCGCGCCUACGGGCCCUACACGCCGCAGCCGCAGCCCAAGGACAUGGUGAAGCCGCCCUACAGCUACAUCGCGCUCAUCACCAUGGCCAUCCAGAACGCGCCGGACAAGAAGAUCACCCUGAAUGGCAUCUACCAAUUCAUCAUGGACCGCUUCCCCUUCUACCGGGACAACAAACAAGGCUGGCAGAAUAGCAUCCGCCACAAUCUCUCGCUCAAUGAGUGCUUCGUCAAGGUGCCGCGCGACGACAAGAAGCCAGGCAAGGGCAGUUACUGGACGCUGGACCCGGACUCCUACAACAUGUUCGAGAACGGCAGCUUCCUGCGGCGGCGGCGGCGCUUCAAAAAGAAGGACGCCGUGAAAGACAAGGAGGAGAAGGACCGGCUGCACCUCAAGGAGCCGCCGCCGCCGCCGCAGCCCGGCCGCCAGCCCGCGCCCGCGCCGCCCGAGCAGGCAGACGGCGCGGCGCCCGGAGCGCAGCCGCCGCCCGUGCGCAUCCAGGACAUCAAGACCGAGAACGGUACGUGCCCCUCGCCGCCCCAGCCCCUGUCCCCGGCCGCCGCCCUGGGCAGCGGCAGCGCUGGCGCCGCCGCGGUGCCCAAAAUCGAAAGCCCCGACAGCAGCAGCAGCAGCCUGUCCAGCGGGGGCAGCCCCCCGGGCGGCCUGCCGGCGGCGCGGCCGCUGAGCCUGGACGGCGCGGAGCCCGGCCAGCCGCCCGCGCCCGCGCCCGCGCCGCCGCACAGCCAGGGCUUCAGCGUGGACAACAUCAUGACGUCGCUGCGGGGGUCGCCGCAGGGCGCAGCCGCCGAGCUGGGCUCUGGCCUCCUGGCCCCGGCCGCCGCGUCCUCGCGCGCGGGCCUGGCGCCCCCGCUGGCGCUGGGCGCCUACUCGCCGGGCCAGAGCUCCCUGUACGGCUCCCCCUGCAGCCAGAGCCCCGGCGCGGGCGGCUCGGGCGGGGGCGGCGGGGCCGGGGGCGCCGGGACCUACCACUGCAACCUGCAGGCCAUGAGCCUGUACGCGGCCGGGGAGCGCGGCGGCCACGUGCAGGGCGCGCCCGCGGGCGCCGGCGCCUCCUCGGUGGACGACCCCCUGCCCGACUACUCCCUGCCCCCGGCCACCAGCAGCAGCUCCUCGUCACUGGGCCACGGCGGCGGCGGCGGCCAGGAGGCCGGCCAUCACCCUGCGGCCCACCAAGGCCGCCUGGCCUCGUGGUACCUGAACCAGGCGGGCGGGGACCUGGGCCACCUGGCGAGCGCGGCGGCGGCGGCCGCGGCGGGCUACCCGGGCCAGCAGCAGAACUUCCACUCGGUGCGGGGGAUGUUUGAGUCGCAGCGGAUCGGCCUGAGCAACUCCCCGGUGAACGGGAACAGCAGCUGUCAGAUGGCCUUCCCCUCGGGCCAGUCCCUGUACCGCACGUCAGGGGCCUUCGUCUACGACUGCAGCAAGUUCUGACCCCUCCGCCCUGCCCGCCUCCCAGCCGAACUGAACCGGACCCCAGAGCAGAAGCAGCCAAAAGAACCGUCGAUGCAAAACCGAAACCAAAAACCCAAUUUGUGAAACGUUCACGAGACCGGCGAACAGAAUCUCUCCAAACUUUCAACUCAUCAGCACGAAGAAGAGCAUUUUCUUAAAAGAUGGAUUCGGAGCCGCCUCCACUUUGCCUUAACUCAAUAAACAGAACCGUAAACUGUUUCGUACAGAGACAGCAGAGUCAUGGUUUGUUAAAGGACAGUGUUACUCCAGAUAACACGUAAGUUUCUCCUUCUUUUCAGAGAGCACGCUUUCCUCUUCCUGUCCUGUCCCUUCCCCUGCCGCCUCCUGCCUUCACGUCUCACCUGUAAGAUACUAUUUUAUCCUCUUGAAAGGAGGUAGGAAGUCCCCGUAUAUGAAAAUCGCUUUCUUUUUAUCCAUGGACUUGUUUUAAAAUGUAAAUUGCAACAUAGUAAUUUAUUUUUAAUUUGUAGUUGGAUGUCGUGGACCAAACGCCAGAAAGUGUUUCCAAAACCUGACGUUAAAUUGCCUGAAACUUUGAAUUGUGCUUUUUUUCAUUAUAAAAAGGGAAACUGUAUUAAUCUUAUUCUAUCAUCUUUUCUUUCUUUUUGUUGAACAUAUUCAUUGUUUGUUUAUUAAUAAAUUACCAUUCAGUUUGAAUGAGA
Molecule: messenger RNA, 2887 nt
Organism: Orcinus orca (killer whale)
Lineage: Eukaryota; Metazoa; Chordata; Mammalia; Artiodactyla; Delphinidae
Gene: FOXC1
Product: forkhead box C1
Exons: 1
Coding region: 555-2183 (542 amino acids)
Biological process (GO): cell differentiation; anatomical structure morphogenesis; regulation of transcription by RNA polymerase II
Molecular function (GO): RNA polymerase II cis-regulatory region sequence-specific DNA binding; DNA-binding transcription factor activity, RNA polymerase II-specific
Source: RefSeq, a predicted model, not a curated record